CGAGGAGUUCAGUCGAUGUUUUAACCUGCUAUUAUCUGUGAGCUCCUUAUCGAGGUCAAACAGGAGCGACUCCCACUCGGAAGUCACCGUUUAGGAGCCCGAACGAAGUAAAGGUUUGUCCAGGUGUUCCGCCGAGUGAAGUCGGGGUGACGACGGACGCCGACAAGUGAGCCCCGGAGAAGUUUGGUGUAAGAAGAGCGGCGCUGACGGGCGACUGUCGAGCUAACAGCUGGAAAAGUUCAGCCCUUUUCCUCUCCCCUCCCCUUUUUGGCUUCCUGAUCCCUGUUUCCGGUUGGCUGCUGUUCCCCAGGAGGUGUAGCUAAGCAUGGCCUAAGAGAGCUGAGACAAGGAUACACCAAAACAAAACGAGCUCAGGGGGCCCAUUCACCUGCACAGGCAGUGGGCGGGGCCGGACUCUGUCAUGGCACUGCUGCGGAGGAAGCUAAAGAUUGUGGUGUCAGUAAUGAUGAUCAAUCUCUUCAUCUUCAUCCUCAUCUCCCGGAACAGUAGCGGGAACAAGAACGGCCACGACAAAGUCCUCAUCCCCACUAAAGCCUUCUGGUCCAAGCUGGUCCCCAACCCAUCUUACUGGAACCGCCAGCAGCAGAUUUUGGACUUCCUGCAUAAUCCUAUCCUGACGAACGACAGCAGCACAGAUGUGCCCGGCUGGCUUAACGUCACAAGUGUGAUGUCCGACCCCUGCCAGCCCGACUUUAAGGUUGCCACGCAGUUGAAAGACUACAACUCCCUACCAGAGCGCUUUAAGGACUUCUUACUUUACAUGCACUGCCGGUCCUACCCUCUCAUGCUAGAUCAGCCUGAUAUCUGCAAGGAGCCGCCGUUUCUACUGUUGGCCGUCAAAUCUUUGGCGCCGCACUUUGACAGGCGCCAGGCCAUCCGUCAGUCCUGGGGACGGGCGGGCGUCGUAGCCAAUCAGACUGUGGUUACCAUCUUCCUGCUGGGCAACGCCACAGCAGUGGACCACCACCCAGAUCUGUCCGAAAUGCUGCAGUACGAGAGCAGCCGGCACAGGGACAUCAUUCAGUGGGGUUACCGGGACUCCUUCUUCAACCUGACUGUCAAAGAAGUGCUGUUCCUGGAGUGGAUACAGGCCCGCUGCCCCGGCGCCCACUUCAUCUUCAAAGGCGACGAUGAUGUGUUUGUUAACACCUUUCACAUUUUGGAUUUCCUCAAAGACCUCUCAGGGCGCAAAGCUACGGAUCUGUUUGUAGGUGAUGUUAUCACCAAUGCUGGGCCGCACCGAGACAAGAAGGUUAAAUAUUUCAUCCCAGAGAGCAUGUACGUUGGAUCGUACCCUCCAUACGCAGGGGGUGGCGGGUACCUCUACUCUGGUGACCUAGCUGCUCGUCUGCGUAAUGUGUCGUGGCACGUGGCCCUCUAUCCCAUCGACGACGUCUACACGGGCAUGUGUCUGAGGAAGCUUGGCCUUCCCCGAGAAACACAAGGCUUCAGGACGUUCGACAUCGAGGAGAAGUACAAGUCAAACCCCUGUGCCUACAAGAGCCUAAUGCUCGUUCACCCGAGGACCCCACAGGAAAUGAUCCAGAUCUGGAGCUGGCUCAGUAACCCGAACCUCAACUGUCAGUGACCUGACUGAAACUGUGACAGGUCGCCUUGGGGGGGUUACCGUACAGCUUGCUACUCCUGAGAGGUCCAAGCCACAAAUGUUUGGUUUCUGGCAGGUUCAGGACUUAAACUUUGGCGGCUGUUCAGGGUUGCAUGUAACUGGUACUCAUGGUGCUUGUGCGUGCUAAAAAUAAAUGAUAUGUAGCAGAAAACACAAGGGAAGCGCUUCAUAGGAAAAGUGUUUCUCUGCUGUGCAUCAAUGAUGUUUAGCACACACAAGCACAACGAGUACCAUUUAUGUGCACCCCUUCUGGUAACGGCUACGUGGAGUAGCUUGCCCGCUACGCAGUGCAGUUGAUGUUACACCCCCCCCCAUAGUCUUGACUUUCUUGAAACACUUGAUUGUCAUUGCAGGAAGUACACAACCAAUCACGGUGCACUUCUUCACAAAGUAUUUAAUGAGACUGCCCCAUGGAAGGAGUUUCACCCAUCGUGAGCGUGUCGACGUGCACAUAUUUAUAUCACAACUAUUUAAAAAGGCCUUUAGCUUCCUAAAGCGUGAACACUGUGCGUCAGCUCUGUAACGGAGCUUCUUAUUGCUGUAUUAUGCCUGGGGCCGAGGCAUGAGGGCGUGUCCACCUCGGACUCAGAUUGGAGACGUGAAUACUUGAUGUAAAUAUUUGAGAUGUCACUUUUCACUCUCUCGCCAGCUGCAGUUCGUUCCUGCAGUCUGUAAUGGCGCUCCCUGGUGGACACUUCCUCACAAAUCAUUGCUGAUGGCUGAAUCUGUGCUCGUGACUCGCUCUGUCUCAAAGCCCCCCCUCGCCCCCUUUUUGGAUUCUGCUGUUUUGUCAGUGUGUGAGCUGCAGAAUUCCUUUGUAAAAUAUUUAUUCUGUUUUUUUGUUGUUGUUUUUUGGGUGGAGCGAGCUCGCGCUUUGUUUUCAGGAAACUGUGCUCAGCGGGUCUGAGCUUGGCUCGACACGGAAAUCCAAAUGCUGUUUUUUUGCUUCGGUUUCACUUUAUUCAAAAAGAAUGUGCUCACAAAGUGCUUUUUUCACGCAGGAUCAUUUCAAGCUGCCACUUUGUAGAGUUUUUGCUUCACGGCCAUCUUCAGCUGUUGUACGGGUGUUAAAUAUUUGCUGCUGGAUUGUUCUGGGGUGGGAUGAUAAUGAAAGGAAUGACACCCCCCCCCUUCCCAGAAGGACCUGCCUCAGUAAAACGGCCACCUGAGUACAAAAAAAAAAAUUAUCUGGAAUCCUGCAUGCAUUUCUAGGCUCAACAUUCCAGUUAGUCUGUCGGUUGUGUCCAACACCCGUUAUUAAAACCUUAAUUAUUGUGUACUAUAAAACACAACCACGGAUCCAAACCAAACUGUAUGACUAAUGAAUGUCCACGCUGCGCUUUCCAGUAUGCUUGCGACUGCCGUUUUUUUUUUUUUUUUUUAAAGUUCCAUUUAAAAAUACUCAUUGUUUACCUCAUGAGUAACUAGCUGUUGUAGUGGUGUUAAAAUAUCAUACUUAGCGUCACAAGUUCCAAAUGUUUACAGAAGCAAGUUAAUAACUAUAUAAUCACAUACUUAAAAAAAAAAAAGAAAAAAAUUACUAUGCAAAACUGAGCUUUGCUGCAAUGACAAAAAGCUUAAUUGCAAAAUGAUACACCUCAAUUUAUAGGAAGAUAUUGUUCUGUUCUAGGAAAAUUACUUGCAUCUGAUUUCUUU
Molecule: messenger RNA, 3304 nt
Organism: Thalassophryne amazonica
Lineage: Eukaryota; Metazoa; Chordata; Actinopteri; Batrachoidiformes; Batrachoididae
Gene: b3gnt2b
Product: UDP-GlcNAc:betaGal beta-1,3-N-acetylglucosaminyltransferase 2b
Cellular component (GO): membrane
Molecular function (GO): hexosyltransferase activity
Source: RefSeq, a predicted model, not a curated record